AAAACCAGUUUCUUCCCUUCGGUGGGUAAUGUCGCCGCCGGCCGUCAUCGUUAUCAAUGAGUUUGUGGUGAGGAGUGGAAUGGUGGCGUGUGUAACGCGUACGGGUAGCAACAAGCAGUGGUGGAAACGGGCAACAGCGGUGACAAGGUGUUAGCGUAUGCGUCGCUCGACACCAUUGACCCGGGGAGCGCAACCGUUUACUCCCACUGCAGUCGGGCUGUCACGCGCACCCGCACGAACCGGUUGCAAAUGCUCCACCGCCCUAACACAGCCGACGCGGCCAUCAUUUUACGAGAAACGACCGAUCUGUUACCGUUAGCGCCUCCUGUUCUCGGUUUGUAUUUCUAUUCUCACCUCCCAACCAUAUCUCCGCCACCGUGCGUAUGUUCUAGUUAAACGAUACGGCGCGACAGUCAACGCCGUCGUACUCUUCGCUUUGCAAAAAUUAACGGGUCACACCCGAACCGUCGUGCGAGCAUUUCUGUCCGCUGCACGUGAUAAUAUACACAUACAUACUUUUUCCGGAAGACGGAUAACGAAAAUACUUAAUUAUAAUCAAUAAGCCCUGAAUUCUUCUGUUCGUCGGUUCGGUCGUCCGCUACAACCGAUCCUUAUCCUCGUGUCUGUUUGUGCGUGGUCUGCGUGUUUAACCCGUCUCUACUCCGACCGCCGCCAUGUUUGACGUUUUUGGCUCCGUCAAAGGACUGCUGAAAAUCGACAGCGUAUGCAUUGACAACAAUAUUUUCCGGCUGCACUACAAGGCUACCGUCAUCAUCCUGGUCGCCUUCUCGCUGAUAGUCACGUCCCGUCAAUAUAUUGGUGACCCGAUUGAUUGCAUCGUCGACGGUGUGCCGCUCAACAUCAUGGACACGUACUGCUGGAUUUACUCGACGUUCACGCUGCCCAACCACGUCAACGGCCGCGUCGGCAAGGACGUGGUCCAGCCUGGUAUCCGGUCUCACGUCGACGGCAAAGACGAAGUCAAGUACCACAAGUACUACCAGUGGGUAUGCUUCGUGCUUUUCUUCCAGGCCAUGUUUUUCUACCUGCCCAGGUAUAUAUGGAAGACGUGGGAGGGCGGCCGCAUCAAAAUGCUCGUACUCGAUCUCGACUGUCCGAUCAUCAGUGAGGAGUGCAAGACCGACCAUAAGAAGAUACUCAUCGACUACUUUGCCACCAACCUGCAUACGCAAAACUUCUACGCCAUUCAAUUCUUCCUGUGCGAGCUUCUCAACCUUGUUAACGUCAUAGCUCAGAUAUUUUUCAUGGAUUACUUCCUCGACGGUGAGUUCAGUACUUACGGUUCAGACAUUCUUAAGUUCACUGAAAUGGAAUUUGAAGACAGAGACGAUCCUAUGGCUCGGGUGUUUCCCAAAGUCACUAAGUGUACAUUCCAUAAAUAUGGUCCAUCCGGUUCAAUCCAGAAAUUAGACGGUCUUUGUGUUUUGCCACUCAACAUUGUCAAUGAAAAAAUCUACGUUUUCUUGUGGUUCUGGUUUUUGUUUGUUGCCGUGCUGAGUGUUCUUAAUCUGGUGUACCGUACUGCUAUUAUGGUCAUACCUAAAUUCCGUUUACUGUUGUUGAAAGUAAGAUCACGUUUAGUUCCACAAGACGAAGUAGAAAUUAUUUCUAAGAAAUUCCAGAUCGGUGAUUGGUUUGUUUUGUACCAGUUGCGUAAGAACAUUGACCCCUUGAUUUUCAAAGAGCUUAUAUCAGACUUAGCCAAAAAAUUGGAUGGUAAGGAAAGUGUAUAAAUGACAAUCAUGUAUUUAAUUAUUAAAUUAAACAGAAAAGUUUUUAUCUUAGGGAAACAUGGUUCAUAGAAUAGAUAAGCAAUAAUUUAGACAAUUUAUUUAUUUUUUUUCGAUAACAUUUUUCACCACCCCAUGUCUCUGCAUGGCAUAAAUUACAUACUGUAUUUUUUUAAAUUAAUUUCUGAUUGCCAUUAUUGGAGAACACAGGGGUAAAUUUACCUUUAGGUAUUGUGUUCAUGAUUUACCUUUUAUUAAACUAUUGACCAUUUUUUAAAUAUAUUGUUGGUCACAUUUCAUUAUAAGUAUAGUAUAAUGAAUAUUGCUGUUGUGUUUCA
This is a messenger RNA of Sipha flava (yellow sugarcane aphid), 2089 nucleotides long. RefSeq names its product innexin inx2-like. The record is from RefSeq and is a predicted model, not a curated record. The transcript has a single exon. Bases 675 to 1754 code for a protein of 359 amino acids. Gene Ontology annotation, biological process: phototransduction. Gene Ontology annotation, cellular component: gap junction; plasma membrane. Gene Ontology annotation, molecular function: gap junction channel activity. NCBI's taxonomy places the organism in Eukaryota, Metazoa, Arthropoda, Insecta, Hemiptera, Aphididae.